AUGAGUACAGAAUCGGCUUCCAGCUGGGAACGAGUUCCGUCCGACUACGACAUUGUUUCAGUGUCAUCGCCUUCAACUUCUCUCUCCCGCGCCGACUCUCCGAACUCAAGCUGCUCCGAAGAGCCUGAAAUCGCGCUGCCUCUUCCUUCAUCCUCCAAGAAGAUCGUGAUGGAAAGAAGCAAAGAAACGCGACCGAUCUUCUCGACCUUCGAAAAAGCGCCUUCGCUGGAUCCUUUUUCGCUGGAAUGGAAAACACGACGAGAAGCGGCGAUCGAAGAGCUUCCGAAGCUGACGUCCGAGAUGAUCGAAGCGACGCCGUUUUCGAAGAUGCAAUGGAGAAUGGUCUUUUUAUGCUUCGUCGGAGGCGUGGCAGAUGGCAUCGAACUAAUGUGCAUCUCCUUCGUCUUGCCGCACAUAAGAUGUUCCUUCGCGCUCUCCGCUGUUCAGAACUCGCUUCUCUCUUCCGUCGGCUUUAUUGGACUUCUUCUUGGAGGUCUGGUUUGGGGCUCAAUCGGCGACGCAAUCGGCAGAAGCGCGACUCUCUCGCUUUGCAUGGCGGUGAACGGCAUCUUUGGCCUUUUGACGGCUUUUUCGACGAGUUGGUUUUCAAUCCUGCUUUGUCGAUUCAUGGCCGGAGUUGGCAUCGGCGGCUCUGGUCUCCUCUUCACUUACGUCUGCGAAAUCGCGCCCAAGCGGCGGGUUGGCUUGUUUCUCUCGAUUCUGGCGACGAGCUGGAUGCUGGCGAAUGUUCUAGCCUCGAUUUUGGCGUAUUUAAUUCUUCCCUUCGAGCUCGUCGUUGGCUCCUGGCGUAUCUUCAUCACACUCUGCACUUUACCUGCCAUCUUUUCUUCAAUUUUAUUCAUGACAGCUCCAGAAUCUCCCAAUUGGUUAGCGUCCCAGGGACGAGUGACCGAUGUGAUUUCGUCGUUGACCGCCUUUUUUCCUCAAAAAUCGUUCAAGCAUUUCAAAACUCUGCAGCCAUUUGAGAAACUCGCCUCUUCUUCACCAGUUUCUGUUUCGACCUUUCUUUUCGAAAACCUGAAUCUCUCCGCCUCCUUCAAACAACUUCUCAGCCCGCAGCUCAUCAAAACAACCGGUAAGCAGCGUCCCUCAAACUUGAAUUAA
Molecule: messenger RNA, 1125 nt
Organism: Oikopleura dioica
Lineage: Eukaryota; Metazoa; Chordata; Appendicularia; Copelata; Oikopleuridae
Source: the annotation of a GenBank genome assembly